CGUGAGCAGACACUGGCAGCGAUGGAGAGUCUGAGGCAGGAACAUGGAAAGGACGAGAAUCCGCUGAAAGAGCUCCAGGCCACGGUCACGCAUCUCCAAAGGGAAUACGAGUACCUCAGCUCUGUUACCGGGAAUCUCCAGGGCGACUGGCAGAAGGAGAAGAAAUAUGCCAAGGCUCUGCUCAAGACCCUGCGGAAGCUGGAGAAGGACAAAGCGGACAAGGAGGAUGUGAUGCAUGAAAUCGCUGAGAAAGCAGACAAAUCCUCCCUGGCCAGCAAAGUCAGCCAGGACCACUUGGAAGGCAUUCUGGAGCAGCUACGAGAGAAGUGGGAGAAGAUGGAGAGCCAGCAGGUGGCCAAGGAGCAGGACUUGCAAGAGAUGCAGCAACGGCUCACGGAAGCGGUGGACGCCAAGCUGGACCGCCAGGAGCUGGGGCCUCUCAAGCAGCAGCUGGCCCGGUUGAAGACCGGUCUGGAAGAGCUGAAGGAGAAGGGGACGCAGCCCGAUGCUGCAGCUGGGAUUAAGUAUCCCCAAGGCCAUUGCCAUUGCCUGUCUUGUGACCGGGUCCUCAGCGCGCCGGUGACUGGCCCGCCUGUCGCGGCCCUUCCAUUGUUGCCACCGAUGCCCAGUCGCGUCACCAGCCACGGCCAGAAGGAAACCCAGCAGCACGGCCAAAGGAAAGGGGCAGCUGACUACAAGUUUCCCUGUGUGCCGCGGAGCUCCGGAGGACUCCACACCAUCACCUACCCGCUGAGGCACAAGCCCAAGCCACCCAGCGGCCCACCGCCAAUCCAGUAUGAGGAGACAGCGCUGUUGGGCCGGGAUGGCCGCAUCUACCGGGGCCAACGGAGGAGGCAGCAGCCUGUGCUCGACGGCAACGAGGGUACGGCCAGGCCAGGCUUGUGCCAGGAGCCCCAGGGUGUGACGGGCUUCUGCGUCAUGGCCCACGCCGUGCUCCUUCAAGAGAAACUGCCGAAGCACACCUCUCCCAGCCACUAGGCCUCCCAGGCCUGUGGAACUCAGCCAGCU
Molecule: messenger RNA, 1029 nt
Organism: Cuculus canorus (common cuckoo)
Lineage: Eukaryota; Metazoa; Chordata; Aves; Cuculiformes; Cuculidae
Product: glutamine-rich protein 2-like
Exons: 9
Coding region: 22-999 (325 amino acids)
Source: RefSeq, a predicted model, not a curated record